CCGGGGCCCGCCGCCCACCGCCCGCCGCCCCUCGCGCCCCAGGGGCUCAGCUGAUCCUGAAUUGGCGGGGUGGGGGGGAGCGGCUGGCGGGGCCGGGGGUCCCCCUCGAAUUCCGGCUUCGGGGGGGCACGCGGCGUCCCCGCGCCUCUAACCUGGACGACCCCCCGCUGCCCUGCCAAGUCCAUGCCAAGGGCUUCUGGUUCGCCAACAUGGCCGAGAGCUCCUCGCCGCCCUCCUCGUCUGCCGCUGCCGCAGCCCCAGCAGCUGAGCUGGGAGUCACAGAGCAGCCGGGGCCCCAGAGCCCCCCUCCCUCCCCUCCAGGCCUGGAGGAGCCCCUGGAUGGAGCCGAUCCUGAAGUCCCUCACCCGGACCUGGCACCUGUUGCCUUCUUCUGCCUACGACAGACCACCAGCCCCCGGAACUGGUGCAUCAAGAUGGUGUGUAACCCAUGGUUUGAAUGCGUCAGCAUGCUGGUGAUCCUGCUGAACUGCGUGACACUUGGCAUGUACCAGCCCUGCGACGACAUGGACUGCCUGUCGGACCGCUGCAAGAUCCUGCAGGUCUUUGACGACUUUAUCUUCGUCUUCUUUGCCAUGGAGAUGGUGCUGAAAAUGGUGGCCCUGGGCAUUUUUGGCAAGAAGUGCUACCUUGGGGACACAUGGAACCGACUGGACUUCUUCAUUGUCAUGGCAGGGAUGGUCGAGUACUCUCUGGACCUCCAGAACAUCAACCUGUCGGCCAUCCGCACCGUGCGUGUCCUGAGGCCCCUCAAAGCCAUCAACCGUGUGCCCAGUAUGCGGAUCCUGGUGAACCUGCUCCUGGACACGCUGCCCAUGCUGGGGAAUGUCCUCCUGCUCUGCUUCUUCGUCUUCUUCAUCUUCGGCAUCAUCGGCGUGCAGCUCUGGGCGGGCCUGCUGCGUAACCGCUGCUUCCUGGAGGAGAACUUCACCAUACAAGGGGAUGUGGCCCUGCCCCCCUACUACCAGCCAGAGGAGGACGACGAGAUGCCCUUCAUCUGCUCCCUUUCGGGGGACAAUGGCAUCAUGGGCUGCCACGAGAUCCCCCCACUCAAGGAGCAGGGCCGUGAGUGCUGCCUGUCCAAGGACGAUGUCUACGACUUCGGGGCGGGGCGCCAGGACCUCAAUGCCAGCGGGCUCUGCGUCAACUGGAACCGCUACUAUAACGUGUGCCGCACGGGCAGCGCCAACCCCCACAAGGGUGCCAUCAAUUUCGACAACAUCGGCUACGCCUGGAUCGUCAUCUUCCAGGUGAUUACCCUGGAAGGCUGGGUGGAGAUCAUGUACUAUGUGAUGGAUGCUCACUCCUUCUACAACUUCAUCUACUUUAUCCUGCUUAUCAUAGUGGGCUCCUUCUUCAUGAUCAACCUGUGCCUCGUUGUCAUAGCGACCCAGUUCUCGGAGACCAAGCAGCGGGAGCACCGGCUGAUGCUGGAGCAGCGGCAGCGCUACCUGUCCUCCAGCACGGUGGCCAGCUAUGCGGAGCCCGGCGACUGUUACGAGGAGAUCUUCCAGUACGUCUGUCACAUCUUGCGCAAGGCCAGGAGGCGUGCCCUGGGCCUCUACCAGGCCCUGCAGAGCCGGCGCCGGGCCCCGGGCCCGGGGGCGUCCCCCUCCGCCAAGCCCGGGCCCCGCGCCAAGGAGCCCAGGCAUUACAAGCUGUGCCCUCGACACAGUCCCCUGGACCCGAUGCCCCACACACCGGUGCAGCCCAUCUCUGCCAUGCUGGCCUCCGAUCCUGCCAGCUGUCCCCGCUGCCAGCACGAGGGGAGCCGGCGGCCCUCGGGCCCGGGCAGCACCGACUCGGGCCAGGAGGGCUCGGGCUCUGGUGGCUCAGGUGGUGACUCGGAGGAGGUGGAUGGGGACGGGGCCCGGAGCAGCGAGGAUGGGACCUCCUCAGGCCUGGAGAAGGAGGACGAGGAGGAACAGGCGGACGGGGCGGCCCGGCUGUGCGGGGAUGUGUGGCGGGAGACCCGAGCCAAGCUUCGAGGCAUCGUGGACAGCAAGUACUUCAACCGGGGCAUCAUGAUGGCCAUCUUGGUUAACACCGUCAGCAUGGGCAUCGAACACCAUGAGCAGCCUGAGGAGCUGACCAACAUCCUAGAGAUCUGUAACGUCGUCUUCACCAGCAUGUUCGCCCUGGAGAUGCUCCUGAAGCUGGCCGCCUUUGGGCUCUUCGACUACCUGCGCAACCCCUACAACAUCUUUGACAGCAUCAUCGUCAUCAUCAGCAUCUGGGAGAUUGUGGGGCAGGCGGACGGCGGCCUGUCGGUGCUGCGGACCUUCCGGCUGCUGCGGGUGCUCAAGCUGGUGCGUUUCAUGCCCGCUUUGCGGCGCCAGCUGGUGGUGCUCAUGAAGACCAUGGACAACGUGGCCACCUUCUGCAUGCUGCUCAUGCUCUUCAUCUUCAUCUUCAGCAUCCUCGGGAUGCACAUCUUUGGCUGCAAAUUCAGCCUCCGCACGGACACAGGAGACACGGUCCCCGACAGGAAGAACUUUGACUCCCUGCUGUGGGCCAUCGUCACAGUGUUCCAGAUCCUCACCCAGGAGGACUGGAACGUUGUCCUCUACAAUGGCAUGGCCUCCACCUCCCCCUGGGCCUCCCUCUACUUUGUCGCCCUCAUGACCUUUGGCAACUAUGUGCUCUUCAACCUUCUGGUGGCCAUCUUGGUGGAGGGUUUCCAGGCAGAGGGUGACGCCAAUCGCUCCUACUCGGACGAGGACCAGAGCUCAUCCAACAUGGAGGAGUUCGACAAGCUUCAGGAGGGCCUGGAUAGCGGCGGAGAUCCUAAGAUCUGCCCAAUCCCCAUGACCCCCAAUGGGCACCUGGACCCCAGUCUCCCACUGGGUGGACAUCUGGGCCCCCCCGGGGCUGCGGCACCUGCCCCCCGCCUCUCGCUGCAGCCGGACCCCGUCCUGGUGGCCCUGGGCUCCCGCAAGAGCAGCGUCAUGUCACUGGGGAGGAUGAGCUGUGACCAACGCUCCCUGUCCAGCUCCCGGAGCUCCUACUACGGGCCGUGGGGCCGCAGCGGGGCCUGGGCCAGCCGCCGCUCCAGCUGGAACAGCCUCAAGCACAAGCCGCAGUCGGCCGAGCACGAGUCCCUGCUCUCGGCGGAGCGCGGUGUAGGUCCCCGGGCCUGCGAGGGCCCCAGGGACGAGGGCCCGCCGCGGGCUGCGCCGCUGCACGCUCCGCACGCCCACCACGUGCACCACGGUCCCCACCCGGCGCACCGGCACCGCCACCACCGCCGGACGCUGUCCCUCGACACCAGAGACUCGAUGGACCUGGCCGAGCUGGUGCCCGCCGUGGGCGCCCACCCCCGGGCGACCUGGAGGGCGGUGGGGCCGGCCCCCGGGCACGAGGACUGCAAUGGCAGGAUGCCCAGCAUCGCCAAGGAUGUCUUCACCAAAAUGGACGACCGCCGGGAUCGCGGGGAGGACGAGGAGGAGAUGGACUACACCCUGUGCUUCCGCGUCCGCAAGAUGAUCGACGUCUAUAAGCCUGACUGGUGCGAGGUCCGCGAGGACUGGUCUGUCUACCUCUUCUCCCCUGAGAACAGGUUCCGAGUCCUGUGUCAGACCAUCAUUGCCCACAAGCUCUUCGACUAUGUGGUCCUGGCCUUCAUCUUUCUCAACUGCAUCACCAUCGCCCUGGAGAGGCCCCAGAUCGAGGCCGGCAGCACCGAACGUAUCUUCCUCACCGUGUCGAACUACAUCUUCACAGCCAUCUUCGUGGGCGAGAUGACGCUGAAGGUUGUCUCGCUGGGCCUGUACUUUGGCGAGCAGGCAUACUUGCGUAGUAGCUGGAACGUGCUGGAUGGCUUUCUGGUCUUCGUGUCAAUCAUUGACAUAGUGGUGUCUGUGGCCUCAGCCGGGGGAGCCAAGAUCCUAGGGGUCCUUCGAGUCCUGCGGCUCCUGCGCACCCUACGGCCCCUGCGUGUCAUCAGCCGAGCGCCUGGUCUGAAGCUGGUGGUGGAGACGCUCAUCUCUUCCCUCAAGCCCAUUGGCAACAUCGUCCUCAUCUGCUGUGCCUUCUUCAUCAUCUUUGGCAUCCUGGGGGUGCAGCUCUUCAAGGGCAAGUUCUACCACUGUCUGGGUGUGGACACCCGCAACAUCACCAACCGCUCUGACUGCGUGGCUGCCAACUACCGCUGGGUCCACCACAAGUACAACUUUGACAACCUGGGCCAGGCCCUGAUGUCCCUCUUUGUCCUGGCCUCCAAGGAUGGCUGGGUGAACAUCAUGUACAACGGACUGGAUGCUGUCGCUGUGGAUCAGCAGCCGGUGCCCAACCACAACCCCUGGAUGCUGCUCUACUUCAUCUCCUUCCUGCUCAUCGUCAGCUUCUUCGUGCUCAACAUGUUCGUGGGCGUCGUGGUGGAGAACUUCCACAAGUGCCGGCAGCACCAGGAGGCCGAGGAGGCGCGGCGGCGCGAGGAGAAGCGGCUGCGGCGCCUGGAGAAGAAGCGCCGGAAGGCCCAGCGUCUGCCCUACUAUGCCACCUAUUGUCCCACCCGGCUGCUCAUCCACUCCAUGUGUACCAGCCACUACCUGGACAUCUUCAUCACCUUCAUCAUCUGCCUCAAUGUGGUCACCAUGUCCCUGGAGCACUACAACCAGCCCACGUCCCUGGAGACAGCCCUCAAGUAUUGCAACUACAUGUUCACCACUGUGUUUGUGCUGGAGGCUGUGCUGAAGCUGGUGGCGUUUGGGCUGAGGCGCUUCUUCAAGGACCGGUGGAACCAGCUGGACCUGGCCAUUGUGCUGCUGUCGGUCAUGGGCAUCACGCUGGAGGAGAUUGAGAUCAACGCGGCACUGCCCAUCAACCCCACCAUCAUCCGCAUCAUGCGGGUUCUGCGCAUCGCUCGGGACCGCUCACUGCACCCGCACCUCCUCAUAACACCGUGACCCGUGCAGACCAGUCUCAGGCUGGGAUGAAAGGAACCCGGGGCAGCUGGGAAGAUUCCGGGAUGCGGUUCUAGUUCCUCGUGGGCAUGUGUCCAGCACUGGCUGGGCCCCCCAGGCCUCUAUGCUUCUUAAAACCCUGGCUUCCCCCGGCGGCCCCCGCACCUCACCCCAAGGCUGUCCCUCCACUUCUUUCAAGAACCUCCUGCCUCAGCCCUGGCCCAGGUGCCUCUUGCUUUUCCACCUGCCACAGCUUGUGGCCUCCAGGGUCCGAGGUGAGGAGGGGCGCAGAGAAAUUCAGCACCUCACACCGGAGCCCUCUUUAGCCAGAGGGAAGGGAGAAAUGUGGGCGCCCAUUGGUUGCUUUUAUCUCACCUUGGUGAAUUUCGUGCUCGCUGACACACUUUGCUCCCACUGCGCGUGCCCUCCUUCUCCUGGGACGUUUUCACACCGACGUCCACGCCUUGUGCCCACGUGUCUUUGUGCACCCCUCGUUCAGCGGCACGCAGGUUCUUCCAGCGUGGCGUCACAGAGCCGUCCCCUUUGCUCACGUGCGCCUCCACUUUUCACUUUGCUGCCUCAUUUACACACGUACACAUGUGCACAC
This is a messenger RNA of Herpailurus yagouaroundi (jaguarundi), 5529 nucleotides long. RefSeq names its product calcium voltage-gated channel subunit alpha1 I (gene CACNA1I). Bases 210 to 4925 code for a protein of 1571 amino acids. The record is from RefSeq and is a predicted model, not a curated record. Gene Ontology annotation, cellular component: membrane; voltage-gated calcium channel complex. Gene Ontology annotation, biological process: calcium ion import across plasma membrane. Gene Ontology annotation, molecular function: high voltage-gated calcium channel activity. The transcript is spliced from 29 exons. Lineage: Eukaryota; Metazoa; Chordata; Mammalia; Carnivora; Felidae.